AUGUUCAAAUACGUCGUCGUUCUGCUGGCCCUCAUUGCCGCCGUCUUCGCCGCCCCGAGACCGCAGGUCCUGCUCGCUCCGGCCUCCUACAGUUACAGCGAUAGCUAUCGUGCCCCGGCCACGACGGUUUACUCGUCCGCUCCGCUGUAUCCGAGUGCCUACUCUACGUCGUAUGCCGCACCGGCUCUUUACAGUGCGUCUUAUCCGGCCGCUUACGUGUACUAG
Anopheles coustani is the source of this 225-nucleotide messenger RNA. RefSeq lists its product as uncharacterized. NCBI's taxonomy places the organism in Eukaryota, Metazoa, Arthropoda, Insecta, Diptera, Culicidae. The transcript has 2 exons. The coding region runs from base 1 to 225 and encodes 74 amino acids. The record is from RefSeq and is a predicted model, not a curated record.